Messenger RNA from Myotis davidii, 490 nucleotides. RefSeq names its product zinc finger protein 792. The record is from RefSeq and is a predicted model, not a curated record. The transcript has 3 exons. The coding region runs from base 62 to 490 and encodes 142 amino acids. Gene Ontology annotation, biological process: regulation of DNA-templated transcription. NCBI's taxonomy places the organism in Eukaryota, Metazoa, Chordata, Mammalia, Chiroptera, Vespertilionidae.
UCAGUCGCUCAGGAUUUUCGGGUCGCACGGCUGGAGAGUGCUGCCUCCCGUCUCACAGCCAAUGGUCGGAGCCUCCAGCGGUGCUCUCAGCUCCCACCUGGGAUUGAAGCUCGGAGUCGCCACCCGAACCCACGCCAGGGCCGGGACAGGGACCGCCAUUCCUGCAGCGGCUUCCACUCGCGCCCGGCUCAGCCCACAGAGGGCAAUGGCGGCGCCCCCGCUGAGGAGACGGGCUGAGGUUGGCGUGACCUUUGAGGACAUUGCCCUGUACUUCUCCAGGGAGGAAUGGAGCCUCCUUGAUGAGGGUCAGAGACAGCUGUACCUGAAUGUGAUGCUGGAGAACUUUGAACUUAUAUCCUCGUUGGCUGGCCUGGUGUUGCCCCUUGACUGUGGGCUCAGGGGCCUCCAGCCCAAGCUGCUGACUCUGACCACAGCCUCACUCUGGGCUGCGUUCAUUUGCAUCGCGCUGCUGAGGGUGGAAGCUAAAUAG